GCCAAUGUAAGGAGCAGGUGUGACUUCCUUUUGCCUUGGUCAGUAGAAGCUGGGGCUGGUGAAGGGCACUCAUUCUUGAUAUUGCUGCUGACACUAAGAGAUCAGUCAUGGGAGGUCACGAUUCUGGCAGUCACCAUCAAUUCACUGGUAUCCAAAAGUACUUCAAUGCAUAUACCAUCACAGGAAGAAGGAAUUGUGUAUUGGCCACGUAUGCUGGGAUUGCAGGGUUGAUCCUAUUCUUUAAAUUGAAGCCAAAGAAACAGACUCCUGCCGUCACAGACAAAUAACAGUAUCGUUCAACAAAACAUGUGAAGUCCGCUGUCGAAACUGUAACUCCAUCCCCUGAAACAACCACAUACUUGGAUUUGUAUUAUUUUAUUUACAAAAUAACAAGUUUAAAAAAAAAAAUCUGUACAAAAGAGGCAGUGAUGUCCUGCCCAUCGGUUCACUUUACAGUUCAGCAUAGCACAGUUUGUUGGAGGUAUAUGUUUAAAUAAAUGUCUUUAUUCCACUUCAA
Pelobates fuscus (common spadefoot toad) is the source of this 517-nucleotide messenger RNA. RefSeq names its product ATP synthase membrane subunit k (gene ATP5MK). Bases 108 to 287 code for a protein of 59 amino acids. The record is from RefSeq and is a predicted model, not a curated record. NCBI's taxonomy places the organism in Eukaryota, Metazoa, Chordata, Amphibia, Anura, Pelobatidae. The transcript is spliced from 4 exons.